Messenger RNA from Cladocopium goreaui, 1008 nucleotides. NCBI's taxonomy places the organism in Eukaryota, Dinophyceae, Suessiales, Symbiodiniaceae. The record is from the annotation of a GenBank genome assembly.
AUGCUGCGUUAUUGCGUAGUCUUCAGGGUGGAAAUGCUACGUUAUCGCUUUGUGUUCAGGGUGGACAUGCUACGUUAUCGCUUUGUUUUCAGGGUGGACAUGCUACGUUAUCGCUUUGUUUUCAGGGUGGAGAUGCUACGUUAUCGCUUUGUUUUCAGGGUGGAAAUGCUGCGUUAUCGCUUUGUUUUCAGGGUGGAGAUGCUACGUUAUCGCUUUGUUUUCAGGGUGGCAAUGCUACGUUAUCGCUUUGUUUUCAGGGUGGACAUGCUACGUUAUCGCUUUGUUUUCAGGGUGGAGAUGCUACGUUAUCGCUUUGUUUUCAGGGUGGAGAUGCUACGUUAUCGCUUUGUUUUCAGGGUGGAGAUGCUGCGUUAUCGCUUUGUUUUCAGGGUGGAAAUGCUACGUUAUCGCUUUGUUUUCAGGGUGGAGAUGCUACGUUAUCGCUUUGUUUUCAGGGUGGAAAUGCUGCGUUAUCGCUUUGUUUUCAGGGUGGAGAUGCUACGUUAUCGCUUUGUUUUCAGGGUGGAGAUGCUACGUUAUCGCUUUGUUUUCAGGGUGGAAAUGCUGCGCUAUCGCUUUGUUUUCAGGGUGGAAAUGCUGCGUUAUCGCUUUGUUUUCAGGGUGGACGUGCUACGUUAUCGCUUUGUUUUCAGGGUGGAGAUGCUACGUCAUCGCUUUGUUUUCAGGGUGGAGAUGCUGCGUUAUCGCUUUGUUUUCAGGGUGGAGAUGCUACGUUAUCGCUCUGUUUUCAGGGUGGAGAUGCUACGUUAUCGCUUUGUUUUCAGGGGCAAAGACAAGAGCAGCAAGGGCAACAAGGGCAUAGGCAAGUCCAAGAGCAGUGGUUACGAGGCAUCCUAUUCCUAUGCGCCGUCAGGCAAGGGCCGGUCCUCUGAUUGGUCCUAUCAGGUCCGCAAGGGUAGCUACGGCAAGUCCCAAAGCUGGGGAAGGCGCUCGGAUGACAACAGCAGCUGCUUGGAUGACCUGACGACUCAAGCGCCUCCCUUGUAG